Oncorhynchus masou masou (cherry salmon) is the source of this 5867-nucleotide messenger RNA. RefSeq names its product NEDD4-binding protein 1-like. Gene Ontology annotation, molecular function: RNA endonuclease activity; mRNA binding. Gene Ontology annotation, cellular component: nucleus; cytoplasmic ribonucleoprotein granule. The record is from RefSeq and is a predicted model, not a curated record. Lineage: Eukaryota; Metazoa; Chordata; Actinopteri; Salmoniformes; Salmonidae.
UUCGUUUUUGAAGACCACACAAGUUCAGACAGAAACUCAAAUGUUGUUCAAUUGACACUUUAUCUCGUUUUAUUUUACCAACGUCUACUGUCGGUCUGGCACAUCGUUUUUUGAUCUUACGUGAGUUGUGACACAACCCCCAUUCCCAUGGCCUCUGCCCUGAGCCAUCUCUCUCCAAUGUCUGGAAUAGAGCGAGAAGGAUGGAGUGAUGGAGGAGGAGAGGACCGGGUGGAGGAUGAGUUUGCGUGUUCCGGCGCGCUACGCGGAGCCCUACUGUCCUUCCACCCCUCCCUGGAGAGGAUAUUUGGGGUGACCUUUAUGAUCGGGAGAGAGGAGGAUGCUGUGUUGCCACAUGAUGGACAGAUCUGGCUUAAACUAAGAGGAGGAAGGAAUGACGUUGUGGCUGCCAAGUUGUUUGUUAAGGGAGUUGUGAACCAGGAGGCCCCGCAGGAAGUUCCGUAUCCAGGGGUCCUUCACUGUGUGUUCUGUGGAGCACGGGGGCUAUUCAUGGACUGCCUGAUCAGAAACACCUCUGCUCGCAUAGUGGUGGUUUCCCCAGGCCUCCUGCUCAUCUCAGGUCUGGCAGAACCAGUGGUCAGGGCCUACUCCCUGAUCACAGACCUUGUGGAGCGCUCCGAGGGCACCAAGGGACGACUCAGCGAGCCUAGGGACAGGGCAGCAGGUGAGACCCUGGAUUCUCGUCGGGCCUUCAAGUCCCUGGUGGAGAGAUGGGAUGACAGGCACACUCUGGACCUGCUAGUGCUACCGGGAGCCGUGAAGGAGACUUUACUGGAUCUGGUGAGGGAAUCUGGGCUGGGAUCUAACCCUGGUCCCGUUGGCUUGAACCCGGGUCAUGGGGGUUCAAACCCAGGUCAUGGGUGUUUAAAUCCUGGUCCAGGGCUGGGCCCAAACCCCAUUCCAGGGCUGGGCUUGAACCUUGGUCUUGGGGGGUCUAGACACAGAGUGGGUCUAAUGGACACUGAUACACAGAGACUAUGGGACAGCCAAUUCGAAUUAGAGGCACUAACACUUCUGGAUACCAGAAUAGGGACCAGAGCUGGAGAGGCAAGGGACAUACAGGAAGUACAGGGGAUUUCAAUGACCAAAUCAACGACCAAACCUUCCGAACAUUCCUUCCACAACCAAGACCCUGGUCUACAGAAUAUUGGACUGUUUUCUCAACAGACGUUCACUACCGCAACUGUCAAAGUUACAGAGGGAAGCAGAUAUGGGACACAAGGAGGGAUAGGGAUUGGGAACGUAGCAGCCCCCCGAGAUCCCAUCUUCCACUCUUUCCCCCAAAACGAAGACAUUCGUGGUCGAGCCGAGGGGUCGGAGGGGGCAAAAGAGGUACAAGGGCAUUCCCCACAGGAGGUAAAGGAGGAGGGACACCUGGAAGAGGAGGGGGAGAUAGAGACAGAGGAGGGAGAAGGGAACAUGUUGUCAGUAGGGAGCAAGGAGGAGUUUGGCCUGCUUCUGAAGUUCUUCACGGCUAUGGGCUAUGCGGAAGAUGUGGUACUGAGGGUCCUAGCCCAGACCAGACCCAGAGAAGCUUCCCAGAUCCUGGACCUGGUGCAACAAGAGCAGGACCGGACCAGACAGGCCAUGAACAGCCUUGUGGAGCUAGCGCAUAGAGAGGUGGAGGAGAGGGGAAGCGAGGGGGAGGAGAGCGGAGGUGAAGAAGUGAGAGGAAAGAGAAGCGGUAUAGAUAAAAGAGUGGAGAUGGAGGGAGGCGUGGGAGAAGGGGUGAGGGCUAGAGAAGAGCAAAGAGAGGAGAAGGGAAGAGGGGGGGAGAGUGCAGGAUUGUCUGAUGAUUUGUCCAAGGAUUCAACAGAGAGCGAUGAAGGGAACAGUAAGGGAGGAGAGGUGGGGAACGAGGAGGAUUUUGUACUGGGGGUGCUGAAGAGGGCUGCGGCCAACUGUGGGUACACAGAGGAGAAGGUAACAGAAGUAUACAGUAUGUUACCUGAACUGUCCAUACGUCAGCUACUCCUGGAGCUACAGAGAGAGGGCACCAGAGAGACAGAAGCCAAAUCCCAGGACAGGGUACAUGACGAACCAAGAGAGGUGAAUGAGGUUGUCUCAGAUGUACGGAAAAAGAAGUGCAGAAAAGAGGAAACGGAGAAGGAGAGGGGUAAAGAGAGGAAGGCACCGGCACAACCAUUCACAACUACUGAAAACCGAGGAGUAGAAAGGAAGAGUGCCAAAGGAAUGAGUGAAAGGAAGACAGAUGAGGAAGGAGGAGUGAAGGUGCCAAACCGAACCGUUGAUGGCCCAGUUAGGGUUGAACCGGAUCUGGCUCAGUGGAAUGCUGUGAUGAACCAUGUUCCGUUCCCGACUCAUGGUCUUCAGAAGAACCCCACACAGACACGACAGCAACCCGGCCAGACACACCCCCCCCGUCGAGCCAGCCCCCCUUUAGUCAGAGGGCCUCAGCCCACCUACCCCAUCACACUACCUCCACAACCCACCAACCUUCCCUUAUUUCCCCAUCAACUCGUUUACCCUCUCACCCAGCCACACCAGACCACCUUAGACUCCACCCUCACAGUGAAUAACUCCUCAGCAACCAGAGUGAAGGAGAAUCUGGGUUUCCUUACCCUAGCAACAGAGGUUCCAGAAAGAAAGGGUCUCCCUGCCCCGGCUGUUGACAGAUGGGGUCUCCCGCCCAUGGCAGCAGGGUCUUUAGUGACCGGGCAGCAGCGCUUCCUGGAAGGACUACAGACGCCAUUUGACCUCAAGCUGACUGACCAACCAGGAGACCCAGGGCUCAGGAUGGUGGUCAUCGACGGGAGCAAUGUUGCCAUGAGUCACGGUCUGGGUAAUUUCUUCUCGUGUCGAGGAAUCGCCCUGGCCGUGCAACACUUCUGGAACCGCGGCCAUCGCAGAAUCAGCACCUUCCUGCCCCAGUGGAGGCAGAAGAGAGACCCCCGGGUCAAAGAGCAGCACUACCUUACUGAGCUCCAGAACCUGGGUCUCCUCUCCUACACCCCCUCCAGAGAGGUCCAGGGGAAGAGGAUCAACUCAUACGAUGACAGGUUCAUGCUGCAGCUGGCCCAGAAGACGGAUGGCGUGAUCGUGACAAAUGACAACCUUCGAGACCUGCUGGAUGAGUCCCAUGAAUGGAGAGACAUCAUCAAGAAAAGACUCCUCCAGUACACGUUUGUAGGUGAUCACUUCAUGGUGCCUGAUGACCCACUGGGCCGAGAAGGACCCCAUCUGGAUGACUUCCUACGCUCACUGCACAGGACUCCUGUCUCAGGCAGUCACUCAUUUGCGGGCACUGCCUCCGCCCCCUUCCCCCAAGCUCCCAGGGCCCAGACAGAGGUCCUGAAGUUCAGGGACAGAACACCUGGUGUAGCUGUAGAGCCAGAGUCCCGCCAGGCCCGCGGCAGAGGGAAAAGGAAGGGGCAGGCUAAGGCUGGACACGGUAGCCCUGGAAUGGACCUUGUUCCAGGGAUGGGCCUUGGCCUGGAUAUGGAGAGGAGUGCAGCAGAGACCUCCAGACUUAGGGAGAGCUUAUCCCAGGUGUUCCCAGGUCAAGACAGCGUUGUUACUCUGGUGCUGCAGUGUAACCCUACAGUGACUGACAUCAAUUCACUGUCCCACUUUAUGCUGCAGCAACAGAUAGAGAGUGAGCAUGGGGGUGUAGACUGAGUGAUGGGGGGAUGACGUGUGUGUGUGUGUGUGUGUGUGUGUGUGUGUGUGUGUGUGUGUGUGUGUGUGUGUGUGUGUGUGUGUGUGUGUGUGUGUGUGUGUGUGUGUGUGUGUGUGUGUGUGUGUGUGUGUGUGUGUGUGUGUGUGCGUUGUGCGCGUGUGCGUGCGUGUGUUUGAGGUGGUAUUCCAGAAAAAUAAGACAAAUGUUCGAAUACCAAUAACUUUCUUUCUUCCUUUCUAUUCAGUCUCGUCCAUCGUGUGCAUAUUGAUGUAUUAAUGUAUAUUAUUUAAGUGUUUGAAUGAUAGGUUUAGUUAAAAGACAGACAGAUCUUCAAAUUAUGUUUCUUAAUAGAUUUUUAUCCAGUUAAUGCUGGAAACAGGACUUAAAUACUGCAAAACAAUUUUUAAAACAUAUUUCGUACCCUUACAUUUUUAUUUUAUUUUUUGUAUCACUUCUGGCCACUUUUGGAUUUUGUGUUAGGGAUGAGUAGUGUUGCUGAAUUCAGUGUACAAUGUUAUCUAUUGAACAUGACAUUACAGCAUGGAAUUAUUAAGUUGAUGAUGCUCAACUUCCAAUGAAUAAUUUCAAACUCAGAAGUGUCGUACUUCAAUAGUAUAACUUUGUUAAUGUUAUUACAUGAACUGUAGUUUAAAGAGUAAGACAAUUGUUUAUUUUUAUACUGUGUAUUCAUACCAUAAAUGCCGUUUGAAAUAGGAAUAAUAUUAUUGUAAGAAGAGUUAGAAAAUGCAUAUAAACCAUAAUAAGAAUUAACAAAUUGAACAAUCAUUAGUUGUUAAUAUUGAAAAAAUAUAAUCAAUUAAAUCUCAUUAAUCAAUCAAUGAAUUAACCAAUUACACAUGUUCUCCUUGUGGGGACUGUUACAUUGAAUGUAACCCACAGAAUGUAAAUUCAAACACACGUUUGUCAUGUUAAGACAGUUGUUUACACUUAGAAAUAACAAGAAAAGUAAGUACAUUGAAUCAAAAACAUGGAAGGUGUUCUACAGGGGUUGUUUCUUGGUCCUGUACUUUUUACUGUUUACAUUAACAAAAUUGACUUGUCUGUAAAAAAAUUGUGACCUGCACUUGUAUGCCUAAAGUACUGUUGUUUAUGCUAUUGUUAACCAAGCACGGUUGACCAAGCUCUGUCUGAGCUACAGUCUGCCUUCAUUGUAUUACAGAAAAACUUUAUUGACCUGAAAUUAGUAUUGAAUACAGGUAAAAGUAUAUGUAGGUCUCUAGAGCACAUAAACAUAGCUCUGUGUUAAGCAUAUGUACUUUGGAUGGUGUCAGCAUUGAUUGUGUCCCUGCUUCUAAGUAUCUGUAUAGCUGAAAAGCUGUCUUUUAAAAAGCAUAUUCAUGAGUUAGUUAAGCUGAGAAUAAAAAUGAGCUUCUUCUAUAGAAAUAGGUCCUGUCUCUCGAUAAAUAGAGGACCUGGGGUGGCAGGGUAGCCUAGUGGUCAGAGCGUUGGACUAGUAACUGAAAGGUUUCAUGUUCAAAUCCCCGAGCUGACAAGGUACAAAUCUGUCGUUCUGCCCCUGAACAGGCAGUUAACCCACUGUUCUUAGGCUGUCAUUGAAAGUAAGAAUUUGUUCUUAACUGACUUGCCAAGUUAAAUAAAGGUUCAAAAGAGCAGAUUAUUCCUAGACUACGGCAACAUCAUCUAUAUGAAAGCAGCUGCUACUUCAUUAAAGCCAUUAGAUGCCGUUUAUCAAAGCUCAUUGCGCUUUGUUACGUGCGACAAUUGUAAUGCUCAUCACUCUGCCUUCUCUACCAGAAAGUUGUUUGGCCCUUUUUGAUACAUUGCUUUGUUUUCAUUUAUAAAGCACUUUUACAAAAAGUCCCACUUUACCUAACGUCAUUACUGAACCUUUGACAUACGAGAUACCACACCUGGCCUUAGGGAUGGUUAACUCUGGGAAUGUAUUUGUUCUCAACUGAGUUAGGUAAAUCAGCUUUUAGUUUUCAUGCACCUUAUUUGUGGAACGAUCUUCAAAAUGUUCUUAAAUGUGUUGUUUUGGUGCCUCUGUGGCAAUUCAGAAAGCUGAUUUUAGGACCUUAUUACUGAUGAAUGUGUUAUUUGUUUUAUGACCGUGUAGUUUCUUUCCUUCUGCUUGCAUUUCGUAUUUAUAUUGAUGUGUGUAUUUUCUGUAAUUUAUGUAAUUCAGGGCUCAUAAAAGAAAGGUUAAAUAAAUGAAUAAAUGGUGAAA